Molecule: messenger RNA, 754 nt
Organism: Plasmodium reichenowi
Lineage: Eukaryota; Apicomplexa; Aconoidasida; Haemosporida; Plasmodiidae
Product: putative membrane protein
Exons: 1
Source: RefSeq, a predicted model, not a curated record
GAUAGAAAAUAUUAUAAUAAUAAUAAUAAUGAUAAUAAUAAUGAUAAUAAUAAUAAUAAUAAUAAUAAUGAUAAUAAUAAUACUAAUUAUUUAUUUAAUAAUAACAUGUUAAGUCCAUACAACAAUUUUAUUAAUCAAAUUAUAUGUAUACACCCCUAUUUUAUUCUUAUAAAUAAUACAAAUUUUAAUUUGGUCAUGUGUAAAUCUUGUAAUUUUUAUAAUAAUAAUAAUAAAAAUUAUAAAACUAGUGAAGAACGUGAACAAAAUAAAAACAAAAGGAAUUAUUAUUUCCCUAGACACUCUAGUCAUGUUAUCAAUUUAAUAUCUUCAGAUGUAGAUAGAAAUUUUUUUUUUUAUAUUAGUAAUUGUAAUAAUAUUAAGAAUUAUCUUUUUAUAUGUGGAAAGGUAGAUAUAUCUAAAGAAUCGACCAUCAUCUUAUGUUUUCUGAAUAAUAAAAAUAUAAAACAUAAGGAGAACACAACCAAACGGAAACAUACCAAUAAUUAUAAUAUAAAAAAUAAUUAUAAUAUAAACAAUAAUAAUGAUAAGAAACAUAUAAAAACAGGAAAACAAACAUACCACGUGACGUUUAUUCAUUUAAAAAUAAACAUAUGUAAAGGAUUUAAGUUACAAGAAUAUUAUAAGAAAAAUAUAUUCCCGAAUAGUAUGUAUAUUAUUAUAUCUGAAUAUGUAAAUAAUAUGUCUAAAUUUGAAAAGUAUAUAUCAUAUAUAAAUAAUUAUAACAGUAAUAAAA